ACCACGUCUCCUUCCUCUUUUUCUCUUCUCUCAACAAAAACCAGUCAAAAAUCCCUCGUCUCUCCCCAAACCCUAGAUCUCUCCUCUCCUAUAAGCCAUGGACGACAGCUGCGCGGUGUGUGCCGACUCCCUCGAAUGGGUUGCCUACGGCGCCUGCGGCCACAAGGACGUCUGCUCCACCUGCGUCGCCCGCCUCCGCUUCAUCUGCGACGAACGCCGCUGCUGCAUCUGCAAAACCCCCUCCGACGUCGUUUUCGUCACCAAGGCUUUAGGAGACUACACGAAGAUGGUUAAGGACUUCUCGCUCCUGCCAUCUCAAGCGAGGGAGGGUCGGUCGGGGCGGUACUGGUACCAUGAAGACACGCAAGCCUUUUUCGAUGAUGUUGACCACUACAAGAUGAUCAAGGCAAUGUGCAAACUUUCGUGCAGUGAGUGUGACAAGGUGGAGGAGCAACCAAAUGAUAUUGCAAGGCGCCGUCCGGCGAGGUUUAGGCACAUUGAACAGCUCAAGGGGCAUUUAUACCACCAGCAUAGGUUGUCUAUGUGUCCUCUGUGUUUGGAAGCUAGGAAGGUAUUCAUUUGUGAACAAAAGCUAUAUACUAAAGCACAAUUGAAGCAGCAUAUAAAUACGGGUGACUCUGAAGUCGAUGGAAGUGAGAGCGAAAGAGGCGGCUUUAUGGGGCAUCCUAUAUGUGAUUUCUGCAAAACCCCAUUCUAUGGCGAUAACGAACUCUACACCCACAUGAGUACCGAACACUAUAAAUGUCAUUUAUGCCACAGUCCUGGUGGACAUAUUGAUCAUUUUCAGAACUACGAUGAUCUCGAGAUGCAUUUCCGCCAUGUGCAUUUCCUAUGUGAAGAUGAGUCCUGUCUUGCCAAAAAGUUUAUUGUCUUCCAAUCUGAGGCUGAAUUGAAGAGGCACAAUACUAUUGAACAUGCUGGGCGUAUGUCUCGUUCCAAGCGUAAUGCUGCUCUCCAGAUACCUACUAGCUUCCGAUUUAGACGAAGUAGUGAACAAGAUAAUAGGCGUGGAAGAGGACGGUUAUUUCAUCGUGAAUCUCGUGAUUCUUCUGAUAGUCAACUUUCUAUGGCAAUUCAAGCAAGUUUGGAGACAUCUACUGCGGAUGAUAGCACAUUUCAUGGUCCUUCAUCUUCGACUGGGCAUGCUGCUUCAGAUCUUGGAGAUACCAAUGAUUUUGAUCCUAUCAUCAGUCCAUUUGAAUCCCUAAGUACGACAGAUGCUGAAGCAUCUUCAAGGUACCGUCAAGCGUUGGGGCAAAGUUCUGGGACAGCACCUUUGCAGGACUCUUCCUUUCCUCCACUUGCUCCUGGAAGCAAUCAAUCAACACCGAUUUCAGAUGGUUUGCCUAAUAACACCAUGGCAGCUCAUCUUCGCCGGAAAAGCAAUCGCAUGGUGGCUGUUAAGCCUGUAAUUAGUACUGGUCAGGCCUGGCCAGCCGCUGGCCGUGUGCCUGUAGUACCACCUACUAGCUCUUCUCAAGCGUGGCCUACAACACAGAUUUCACCUUUGGUAUCACGUGGUUCUACUCGGAACAAAAAGGCUGUUGGGAAUAAACCAGGACCUUCUAGUUAUGCAAGUUCUGCUCAGGCUCAAGGCGAAACUCGACAGACAACUGUUCCUGUAUUCUCUUCAUCUAGUUUUUCGCGGGAUUCAUUCAAUUUUAAUUCUGCUAGGAUUAGGGACUCUGCAUCCGCCCCUAAUCUGGUUGAGACUGGAUAUGCCCAACCUUUGAUCUCUGAUUUCCCUCCAGUUUCUGCAGCUCAAGUACGUAAGGUGCCUUCAAUGAGCCAGCCAACUAGUCAGCCUGUAUUGAAAGUGGAGGAUGUUCAAACUGCUAACAAGUCCUUAGUGGAAAAGAUUCGUGCUGCUGUUGAUUUUGAUGAAGACAAAUACACCCUUUUUAAGGACAUAUCGGGGCAGUAUCGUCAGGGCUUAGUUGACACAGAAGUUUAUCUAGAUUUUAUACGGCAGUAUGGCUUGUUGCAUCUUGUCCUUGACUUGGCCAGACUCUGCCCUGAUGCUCAGAAGCAGAGAGAGCUGAUUGAUGCCUACAACAAGAGUAUGCGAAGCAGUGGUGCACAAGAGAAUGGAUGGUCACAGGGCAGUGUCCGAUUGAAAGAGUCUAAAAAAGGUAAAGGGAAGAUUUUAGAAGCCGGAAACAGCAAGUCUAAAGGGAAGAGUCUUGAAUUGGAAAACAGUAACAGUAAGUCUACGGUCACUCUAGCAGAUAGCAUCAUUAAUUCUGUAAGGGAACUUCAAUCAAACAACAGGCCCUCCGAAGAAGCAGUUGAGGUGUUGUCAAAGGAUGGUUACCGUGCCGCCAAAGGUAAAUCAGCUUUGAUGGUCAAUGAAGGCCAGAAGGAAUUGGAUCCUCACAGUCAAGCCCCAAUAGAGCCGAGGAGCCAAAAGGAUUCGGUGCCAGAUCUUAGUGGAACUAGUGCACAUCUAGGGGAUGGGGGUGGAGGAAGCAAGCAGCGGAAGAAAACCUCAAAAUUCCAUAGAGUUCGCUUGGGUGAUGGCUCUUCUGCAGCUCUCUUGGAUCUUAGAAAUUCUGAUCCCCAGCCAGAUAUUGGGGGUGAGCGAAUAGAUGGGAGCAGUAACUCGACCGAAGGUUUGCCUGUCCAUGGUGUUUGGAGACACAAAGCCACCAAUAAACUUUUUAGUUCAUGAUCUAUGGAUAUGAGUAGCGAAGUGCAACAGUUGCAGGUUGAAUUGGUAAGUUAUGGAGAAGAGUUUCUUUUCACAACCAUUUUUGUGACCGAAUUCUCAACUCAGUGGAGUUUGAUCCCUAGUUAACUCGCUAGGUUGGGUGGCUUUGUGUUGCAUGAUGAUUUUGAUGCGAGUUUGAUAUAUUUGCUCACAUCUUCAUUUGUGUACAUCAUCAUGAACAAGUGUUCAUAUAUACUCUCUUUGUGAUGCGAAUAUACAAGUUUUUCAAACUUUCGUUUCUGAUUCUCAAUGUUUUUCCUGAACUAAAAUAAACUGAAUGGAGUCGAGAGCAUAAUCUGGACUGUUUAUUGUUUCUGUUUU
This is a messenger RNA of Argentina anserina (silverweed cinquefoil), 3052 nucleotides long. RefSeq lists its product as uncharacterized. NCBI's taxonomy places the organism in Eukaryota, Viridiplantae, Streptophyta, Magnoliopsida, Rosales, Rosaceae. Gene Ontology annotation, molecular function: ribosome binding; ubiquitin protein ligase activity. Bases 98 to 2692 code for a protein of 864 amino acids. The transcript is spliced from 7 exons. Gene Ontology annotation, biological process: protein ubiquitination; rescue of stalled cytosolic ribosome. The record is from RefSeq and is a predicted model, not a curated record.